AUGGCGUCUCUCCCUCCUCUGGACCCCAUCAGUACCAAUGGGGAUCGUGGCAAAAAAGUCGCUUACUUCUACGAUUCGGAUGUGGGCAACUAUGCCUACGUCUCCGGGCACCCCAUGAAGCCCCAUCGCAUAAGGUUGACGCACAGCUUGGUGAUGAACUAUGGUCUCUACAAGAAAAUGGAGAUUUACCGUGCGAAACCCGCCUCGAAGUACGAGAUGACCCAGUUCCACACCGACGAUUACAUCGAAUUCCUUUCUAAGGUGACACCGGAUAACAUGGACUCUUUCGCGAAAGAGCAAAGCAAGUAUAAUGUCGGUGAUGACUGUCCCGUCUUCGAUGGUCUCUUCGAAUUCUGUGGUAUUAGCGCGGGUGGCAGUAUGGAAGGCGCGGCUCGGCUUAAUCGCAACAAAUGCGACAUCGCCGUUAACUGGGCCGGUGGUCUCCACCACGCCAAAAAGAGCGAGGCUAGUGGAUUCUGCUACGUGAAUGAUAUCGUCUUGGGUAUUCUCGAGUUGCUGCGUUUCAAGCAGCGAGUCUUGUACGUCGACAUCGAUGUCCACCAUGGUGAUGGUGUGGAAGAAGCUUUCUAUACUACGGACCGUGUCAUGACCGUCUCUUUCCACAAAUAUGGAGAAUACUUCCCUGGAACUGGUGAACUUCGCGACACCGGCGUUGGACACGGCAAGAACUAUGCCGUGAACUUUCCGCUCCGUGAUGGUAUUGACGACAUUUCGUACAAGAGCAUCUUUGAACCGGUGAUAAGGAGCGUUAUGGAGUGGUACCGCCCGGAAGCGGUGGUUCUCCAGUGUGGUGGCGACAGUCUGUCUGGAGAUCGCUUGGGAUGUUUCAACCUGAGUAUGCGAGGCCAUGCCAACUGUGUCAACUUCAUCAAGAGCUUCAACUUGCCCACCUUGAUUCUUGGAGGAGGUGGCUACACCAUGCGGAAUGUUGCACGGACCUGGGCUUUCGAGACCGGUAUCCUUGUGGGAGACUCCCUGGGCGCCGAGCUUCCCUAUAACGAUUACUAUGAGUACUUCGCCCCGGAUUACGAGUUGGACGUGCGCCCGUCGAACAUGGACAACGCCAACACCAAGGAAUAUCUUGACAAGAUUCGCGCUCAAGUCGUCGAGAACCUCAAGCGGUGCGCUUUUGCGCCUUCUGUGCAAAUGACCGAUGUACCCCGGGACCCUCUGGUGGAAGGCAUGGACGAUGAGGCGGAUGAUAUUCUUGACGACUUAGACGAAGAUGAAAACAAGGACAAGCGAUACACGAAGCGGCGAUUUGACCAGUACAUUCAAAAGGAGGGCGAACUCAGCGAGAGCGAGGAUGAGGAGGAGAACGCAGCUCAUGGUAUCCGUCGACAGCCCAAUGCGUUGAAGAGGAGAAACCAGGCCAAUUACAGGCACCUCGAUCCUGCCGAUUCUGGGCUUGAAAGUGGAAUGGCAACCCCUCAAGACGCAUCCUCGAUUCCGGACGAUGAUAUGGACACGACCGCGGAUGCGAAGAUGGGUGAUGCACCCGAACCUGUGACAGAAGCCGCCGGCUCCCCGUCCGCUGCAGCUGAACCGCCAUCGAGGGCCGAGGAAGCGUCUGCUGCCGAGAAAACCGACAUGGUCCUUGAUGAUCAGGAACAAACCGCUGCCUCCGCUCCCAUCUCUCGUCAGCCAACCCCCAAGGGACAGGACGAAGAUAUCGCCAUGGAAGAUGUAAGCGAGGCCGCGCCAGAGCCGGAAAAGACGGAGCAAGCGGCAGCAGCUACUGCUCUCAGCGAGGCUCAAGACGAGAAGAAGCCCGCCGAGCAGACACCCGCUACUGAAAAGCCUGCUACGGAGCCUUCAUCACCGGGUAAGACUGGGUCUCCUGCAAAGGAGUCCACCGAGCAACCGGAACAGGCGCCCUCAGCGAAGGAGACCGAGGCCACGGAACCCGCAGAAACGAAAGAGAAAACGCCGGAGGCUACCAAGGAAGAACCUUCUGCGAACCAAGCGGAACCGGAAGCGACCAAGGAGGCCAGCAAGGAGACCACCACGGAACCACAACCAGAAGAGCCUACAAAGAGCGAGGAAUAA
Messenger RNA from Aspergillus melleus, 2070 nucleotides. It is a transcript of the gene rpdA, whose product is annotated as histone deacetylase RPD3. The coding region runs from base 1 to 2070 and encodes 689 amino acids. Gene Ontology annotation, molecular function: histone deacetylase activity. The transcript is spliced from 4 exons. NCBI's taxonomy places the organism in Eukaryota, Fungi, Ascomycota, Eurotiomycetes, Eurotiales, Aspergillaceae. The record is from RefSeq and is a predicted model, not a curated record.